This is a messenger RNA of Closterium sp. NIES-67, 1087 nucleotides long. NCBI's taxonomy places the organism in Eukaryota, Viridiplantae, Streptophyta, Zygnematophyceae, Desmidiales, Closteriaceae. The record is from the annotation of a GenBank genome assembly.
GAGCGCUAGGAGAGAGUUGGUGUCCUGGAGGUCAUAGGUGGCACAUAGCUCUUUCCAGAACUCGGGAGCGGAGGAGGGGGUAAUUUCGCGUUUGAGGGAGGAAGGAACGCAUGCAGACAGGAUAGCGAGACAUUUGCGGUUGGCAACGUUCCAGGCAGAGUGGCGACGACGGAGGAGAGGAGGAGAGGGGAGGGGGGGGGGGGGGGGGGGGGGGGGGGGGGGGGGGGGGGGGGGGGGGGGGGGGGGGGGGGGGGGGGGGGGGGGGGGGGGGGGGGGGGGGGGGGAGGGGGGGGGGGGGAGGGAGGGGGGAGGGGAGGGGGAGGGGGGGGGGGGGGGGGGAGAAGAAGACGGGUAUCUCUGCACGUUCUUCGCCUGUGACGUGCUCGCGCUCUUCCCCUGGGACACCUUCUUCCAGCUGGCAGGAGGGGAAGGUGAUGACAACCUGCUGCGAUGGUUUUUAUGGACCAGAGUUGUGAGGACACGCCAUGUGAUGAACUACUUCCACCGGUUGCAGAGGGACAUCCGGCUGAGCUACUUCGCGGUGCGUGUGGUGAAGCUCAUAUUCGUGGAGCUCUACAUCACCCACGUGGCCGGCUGCUUCUUCUACUUCCUCGCCACCACCUACCCGCCCGACCAGGAAGGCAGCACGUGGAUCGGCAGCCUCACUCUGGGGGACCUGCAGUACACGGACUUCCGAGACAUUGACCUGUACACGCGGUACUUCACUGCGCUCUACUGGUCCGUCAUCACCAUGGCCACUAUUGGCUACGGCGACGUGCAUCCAGUGAACCCGCGGGAAAUGGUGUUCGCCAUGGUCUACAUCUCCUUCGACCUCGUCCUCUCCGCCUACCUCGUUGGCAACAUCACGGCAAUGGUGGUGAAGGGGUCCAACACGACGCGGUACCGCGAGAAGAUGUCAGCGCUGAUCAAGUACAUGAAUAGGAAACCACCUGCCGCAUGCGCUGCGGCAGCAGAUGAGACAGCACGUGCGGCUGCAGUUUGAGACGGAGCAGGUGGAGGACGAGCGCACUGUCGAGGCCUGCUACCUCUUCGACGGGUGCUCUGGGGAGUGCAUUAACCAGAUCGU